AUGUCCUGCUCGCACGAGCAUCAUAGCCACGGUGGCGAUGACCACCAUGGCCACGAGCACGACCAUUCAGACGACAUCACGCCGGCGUUGCAGCACUCGCUGUACCAGCAGAUCAACUUUGACGAGAUCACAACGCUCAACGAGGCUGUGCCCGACAGCGGACGAGCCAUAGUGAAGAAGACAUGGACCGACCGGCUCAGCGUGGACGUCGAACUCGAGAGCGACGCCGAUGAGCAGCUGCUCAUGACCGUGCCAUUCACCGCCCAGGUCAAGCUCCACGCCCUCCUCCUCCGCACGUCCCCGGCGCCCUCGGCGCCGCGCACCCUGCACGUCUUCCUCAACCGCGACGACCUCGACUUCGCGUCGGCCGAGGACAGCCCGCCGACGCAGACGUUUGAGCUCGCGCAGACGUCCGACGUGCAGGAGAUCCCCGUGCGGCGCGCCCUCUUCGGCAAGGUCCGCCGCCUGACGCUCUUCUUCCCGGACAACUUCUCCGCCGGCGACGACGACGUCACGCGCCUUUCGUAUGUCGGCUUUCGGGGCGAGUGGACGGCGCUCGGCCGGGCGCCGACGAAUAUCGUCUACGAGAGCGCCGCGCGGCCGAGCGACCACACGGUCAAGGGAACGGGGAUCAACCAGGUCGGGGGCGGAAUCGGAGGGAGGGGGGAUGGGAUGUAA
Messenger RNA from Verticillium alfalfae VaMs.102, 678 nucleotides. RefSeq lists its product as hypothetical. The transcript has 2 exons. NCBI's taxonomy places the organism in Eukaryota, Fungi, Ascomycota, Sordariomycetes, Glomerellales, Plectosphaerellaceae. Gene Ontology annotation, cellular component: nucleus. The record is from RefSeq and is a predicted model, not a curated record. Bases 1 to 678 code for a protein of 225 amino acids.